CGAUCCACAGCUGGAACGACGGCCUUGCCAAUAGCGCGCGUCGCACGAAUCAUCAAAGCAGACCAAGAGAUCGAUACAACGUCCAAAGAGUCCGUCUUCCUCAUCGCAGCCGCGACGGAGAUCUUCAUCAAGCACCUCUCCGACCAGGCAUAUGCUAACGCACGACUCGAGAAGCGAAAAGUUGUCCAUUACAAAGACCUGCAACGCGCUAUCCAACGCGACUGGACACUUGAUUUUCUUAAAGAGAUAGUGCCCAUGUCGAUGCCGCUUAGCGCAGCGCUCGCAAAGCGGCAGUUCAAGUUGGAGGACAAUCUCAAGAAUGAUGCAGGUGUCAUGGAUAGCGGCUCAGACGAAGGCCAAGAGGAUGGUAAAGACGAUGCAGCAUCCGAGUAG
This is a messenger RNA of Tilletiaria anomala UBC 951, 393 nucleotides long. Its product is annotated as histone-fold-containing protein. NCBI's taxonomy places the organism in Eukaryota, Fungi, Basidiomycota, Exobasidiomycetes, Georgefischeriales, Tilletiariaceae. Gene Ontology annotation, molecular function: protein heterodimerization activity. The record is from RefSeq and is a predicted model, not a curated record. The transcript has a single exon. Gene Ontology annotation, cellular component: CHRAC; nucleus. The annotation marks the transcript as partial.